CGUAAGAAUUUUGUGCAAGGCGGUUAUAUGUAAUUAUAGAGUUCCAUUAAAAUAACUAAAGAAAUUAUACAAAAUGUUUAUAUUAGUUUUACUGUCAAUAUCGUUGAUGUUGCUAGUGCAGUUUAUAAGGCGGCAUUACAGUUAUUGGGAGCGCGAGGGCGUGGCCGUGGAAACAGCCAAGUUUCCCUUCGGAGUCUUGGAUACAGUUGUGAAGAGGAAGCAGGGUUUUGGCCUGGCCCUAAGCGAUGUCUACGAGAAACACGAUACCAAUAUUGUGGGCAUCUAUAUGAUGAAUAAGCCAACUUUAUUGGUAAGAGAUGCCCAAUUGGCUCGUCAGCUGAUGACCAGCGAUUUCAACAGCUUUCACGAUCGUGGUGUUUAUGUGGAUGAGAAAUACGAUCCAUUGUCGGCACAUUUAUUCAAUCUUCAAGGCGCCUCUUGGCGAAAUCUACGCAAUAAACUAACACCCUCAUUUUCCUCGGGGAAAAUCAAGGGUAUGUUUGGCACCAUCGAUGAUGUGGGUGAAAAACUAGUGCAACAUUUGCUGGGAGUAAUUGAAAAGUCGCCCAAUGAUCAAAUCGAAAUAAAGGAGAAACUUACCACUUAUGCUAUCGAUAUUAUCGGUUCGGUGAUCUUUGGUCUGGAUAUCGAUAGCUUCUCCAAUCCAAACAAUGAGUUUCGUGCUAUCAGCGAUUUGCUGCAAACUCAGGGAGGAUUUCUGCAGAAAGUUCACAACCUGUCGUCGAUUACAUUCCCUCCUCUUGCCAAGCUCAUGAAUCGUCUUGGCUUUGAGCAACAAGUAUUGCUCAAACUUCGGGAAAUUCUACGGCACACGAUCGAGUUUCGGGAGAAACAUAAUGUUGUACGAAAGGAUCUGUUGCAGCUACUCAUUCGUUUGCGUAAUACUGGAAAGAUUGGCGACGAUGACGAUGAGAAUUGGGACAUUGAAUCGGUGCAGGAGGAGCUCAAGGCCAUGUCCAUUGAUAAGAUUGUCGCCCAGGCAUUUGUUUUUUAUAUUGCCGGCUCGGAAACCACAGCUGCUGCCGCAGCCUUUACUCUCUAUGAGCUGGCCAUGUGUCCGGAAUUGUUGAAGGAAGUACGAGACGAGUUGGAUGCAGUAAUGGAAAGACAUCAGCUCAAACGAGGGGACAAAUUCACCUAUGAGGCAGUGCAGGAUCUGAAGAUCUUGGAUCUGUGUAUUUUGGAAACUGUACGAAAGUAUCCCAGUUUGCCGUUCCUGAAUCGUGAGUGUACUCAGGAUUUCUUGUUGCCGGACAAAAGCUAUACUAUUAAGAAGGGUACUCCCAUUUUGAUCUCCCUCUUUGGCAUACACCGUGAUCCGAACUACUUCCCCAAUCCCGAGGAUUAUGAUCCUCAUCGAUAUGAUGCCGAUAACAUGAACUACGAUCAGGCGGCUUUAAUGCCCUUUGGUGAAGGACCCCGACACUGCAUAGCUAUGCGCAUGGGUAAAGUUAACUCCAAGGUGGCUGUGGCCAAAAUAUUGGCCAAUUUUGAUCUGAUCGAGGCACCGCGCAAGGAACUUAAAUUUCGCUUUGAUCCUGCUCCUGUUCUAUUCCCAGAAGGAGGUCUAAAUGUGAAACUCAGGAAGCGAAUGAGCAAAUAGUUCAAAAAAUAACUAUUGUGGAAGAAAAAAAAUUGAUUAUAUAUAAAGUUUAUUAUA
Messenger RNA from Drosophila innubila, 1681 nucleotides. It is a transcript of the gene Cyp6d2, whose product is annotated as probable cytochrome P450 6d2. The transcript has 4 exons. The record is from RefSeq and is a predicted model, not a curated record. Lineage: Eukaryota; Metazoa; Arthropoda; Insecta; Diptera; Drosophilidae. Gene Ontology annotation, molecular function: oxidoreductase activity, acting on paired donors, with incorporation or reduction of molecular oxygen; heme binding; iron ion binding. Bases 74 to 1624 code for a protein of 516 amino acids.